Alligator sinensis (Chinese alligator) is the source of this 4045-nucleotide messenger RNA. Its product is annotated as gastrula zinc finger protein XlCGF57.1-like. NCBI's taxonomy places the organism in Eukaryota, Metazoa, Chordata, Crocodylia, Alligatoridae. The transcript is spliced from 4 exons. The annotation marks the transcript as partial. Gene Ontology annotation, biological process: regulation of DNA-templated transcription. The record is from RefSeq and is a predicted model, not a curated record.
UUGCAGGCGGGCGGGCGGGCGGCUGGGAGCGGGCCGGGGCCGCUCCUUGCACGGAGCAGCCGGAUCGGGCCCCCGCGCACGCACGGCGCUCCUGGCCAGGUGCCCGUGGCGUUUGAGGACGUCGCUGUCUAUUUCUCAGCAGAGGAGUGGGCAGAGCUGGCAGGAUGGCAGCGGGAGCUCUACCGGGAGGUGAUGAAGGAGAAUUACGAGCUCAUCUCUUUUCUGGGAUGCCCCAGUACCAAGCCAGAGCUCAUCUGCCAGCUGGAGAAAGGAGAGGAGCUGUACGUGUGGGAUCCCCAGGGCUGGAGAGCUGGAUGCAGACCCCCAGAUACUUGGGCAGCAGGCCACGUGAUCAUCGUUAAAAGGGAGGAAGAAGAGGAGGAAUGGCUCUGCGAGGAAGGUGCUGGCAUGCUGGCCGCACGUGGCAGAACAGUAGAGAAAUCCUUUCCGUCCUCAGCUCUGAGCUGCCGGACCCAGGGGCAGCAGAGGAGCCCGUCUGGGGGCACCGAGGACCACGAAGCCCACGGUGCCCCCCACGGGAUAGCGGCCGAGCGGCCCCACGCCUGCCCCGACUGCGCCAAGUGCUUCAAGGACAAGACGGCGCUGCUCAUCCACCGACGCGUCCACACCGGGGAGAGGCCGUUCGCUUGCCCCGAGUGCGGGCGCGCCUUCACGCAGAAGCAGCACCUCACCACCCACCUGCGCACCCACGCGGCCGAGCGCCCCUUCACCUGCGCCCAGUGCGGCGGCUGCUUCCGCCUGCGCCAGGCCUUCCUCGCCCACCUGCGGGGGCACGCCGGGGAGCCGCCCUUCACCUGCGAGGCGUGCGGGAAGGUCUUCCACCACAAGCACCACCUGCUCACCCACCGGCGCGUGCACACGGGCGAACGCCCCUUCCCCUGCGCCCAGUGCGAGAAGCGCUUCACCCAGAAGCACCACCUGCUCAGCCACCAGCGCACCCACUCCGGCAGCCGGCCCUUCCAGUGCGCCCAGUGCGGCAAGCGCUUCAAGGACAAGACGCCCUUGAGCAUCCACCAAGUGGUGCACACGGGGGCCAAGCCUUUCGCCUGCGAGGCCUGCGGGAAGAUCUUCAGCCACAAGCACCACUUGGUGAUCCACCGGCGCGUGCACACGGGGGAGAAGCCCUUCUCCUGCCCCGAGUGCCAGAAGCGCUUCACGCAGAAGCACCACCUGCUCAGCCACCGGCGCAUCCACACCGGCGAGCGCCCCUACCCCUGCACCCACUGCGGCAGGAGCUUCAAGGACAAGAUCACCCUCAAGCUGCACGUCCGGCUUCACACGGGGGAGAAGCCCUUCUCCUGCCCUGACUGUGGGGAAAGCUUCCGGCUGCGCAAGGUGCUGCUCACCCACCAGCGGGUCCACGCAGGGCAGGGCCCGCUCAUCUGCACCCACUGUGGCAAGAGCUUCCGGCAGGCGCAGCGCCUGGCCAUGCACCAGAGGAGCCACCAAGGCCAGGUCCGGCCCUUCCGGUGCGUCUGGUGCGGGGAGAGCUUCUCCCAGGAGCAGCAGCUCCUGCUGCACCAGCACGUCCACGCCACCAGCUGCCCAGAGCCCCCAGUCGAGGUCCCUGAGAAGUCCCCGGCAGCACCCCCUGUGAGUUAAGCUGGUCAUCCCCAGGCCUGCUAAAGCAGCUUUGGUAAAGCUGUGCAGACCCCCGGGGGACUCCCAGAAGCAGCGGUCUGAUCUAGGAGCAGGAAAGAAACACCAUCGUGGUAUCGGCAGUGCUGUCAGGCUGCGCGUGCUCUGCUCUGCGAAGCUGACCCGGGGUAGAAACCAAAGACUCCUCAUGAUGGGCGUCAAAGCCAUCCUGCAAUAGCCCAGGUCAUUUUUCCUGUAAAAAUAGCCGACCUCAUCCAUGGGGGAACCGUUAUCAAAACGGGGAGCAGAGAUGCAAAGCAAUCCUGUCGGUAUCUUCUGAUAGCCCUUUGCAGGGUUUGGGCACAGCCUCCUCACCCUCUCCACCAGUCCUCCACCUUGCUCCACUCACUGGAAAUGAAAAGACUGGGAAGGAGGUUUCCUCUCCCUCAGCAGAUCGGGUGCAGGGGAUCAUUUCUUCCUGGGUCCAGCAGAAUUGUGUUUUCUGAGCAGCAGAGAGGAUCCCAGAAGCUCCUGCUUCUGUUUGUUAAGUGCAAAAAAGCAUCAUGGCAGACAAGGGUAUUCGGGUAGAUGUGAUAUCUUUUAUUAGUUGGCCUAUAAACUAAUGGUCUACUAGUUUAGACUAAUUAGUCUAUAGACUAAUGGUGUAUAAACUUAGUUGGUUUUAUUAGACAAACUAAUAAAAGAUAUCACGUCUACCCAAAGACCCUUGUCUGCCCAUGUCCUUAGACUAACACGGCUAAAACCAACACAACAAAGAGCAUCGUGGUGACUGGUGUUCCCCUUGCUCGCUCUGAGCAAGAAUGAGCAUUUAUACAGCAGGUUACAGGUGCUCAGACCCUGGGAGGGACCUGUGGAGAGCUGUGGGAAGCACCUUGCACACACGCGGGUCUCUGCUUCCCUGUGGAGGGAUAUGCACGGACAGAAGAAUGCAGUUGGGAAGUUUUGAGAUGGGAAGUCCAGUUCCUCCUGCAGGGUUAAGGCCAGCCGGUUCCCCAGCGCCCAUUUCUAGCCCCCUGUCCAGCUACGUCUAUGCUGUGUGGCUUCCUUGGGCUGGUGAUUUCACAGCCCACUACAUCACGUCUCUAGGAAGUUAUCUUGAUACUCUCCCUUCCUCUAUUGCACCUGAUAUCCCUGUAGGUCAUGGGCUUCUGGGCAUGAGAAAUCCCUGUGUGGGAGAGAAAGGGGAUGAUGGGAUGUGCCGCUGUCUUGGCAGGUGUCCGCACCCUGCCUUAUGGCAUCUCAUCUUCCUGUUGCUCUUGUUCGACCCCUUUGUGCUUGAAAUGCAUGUGCUGUGCGCGGCUCUGUUUUGCUCUCACUGCUGCAGCAGAUGGAUCAGCCCCCGGGAAUGUCCCAGCACCCCUCUCCUCUGACAGGUUCAGCUUUGGGGAGAGAUGACAAAAAACAUUUUCAUGGUUUUAUUGGACCCCCUGUAAUCAUUGGGAGAGAUGUUGUACAAGCUUCUGAGCACAAAGAGUCCUUGCCUAACCUCUCUCCCCGUGAUACAGUUGAUCCGGUAAAAGAUAUUACCAAAGAAACCUUGCUUCUCAUUCAUCCUCUGGAUCAUCACAGCUACAACCGCGCUCCUAGCCCAUGGAGAGCAAAGGCUGCAGCCAAGUGCAAGUGCAGCCAGAAGGCAAACAGGGAGGGACCUGUCAGUGACAGAUGUGCUCAGAUAGUCCAGUGGUGAGCACCAAAAAAUGUCUGGUAAGAGAAACACAGAACUGAAUCGCAUCCACAAGCGAAUCGGUAACCAGAAAAAGGUACAGGACUCUGUCUUGUACCUUCUGGCAGUGAAUAGGAAACUCUCUAGGAUCGCUGCGAGACGGGGAAGACAUAGGAUCAGCAUGCAUCAGGAAGGCGCUAGCUUGUGCGGUGAAUGCAAGAGAAAUCCUGCCCUCCAGAACCCCGCUGGGAGGACUCUGCCUCUUUGGUGGCUCCAAAAAACGACUUUGCAAUGACACCAGAUACUUUCACUUAAGUACCUGACCCACCUGGAAUCUCAGAGGCUUCUGUGACCCCCCAAAAGACUGAAAUAUGUAGUCAAUGUUAUCUUUUCCUAGGAUAAAUUAAGCUAUCUGAUCAUGUGUAUUGAAAUCCAUGUGUAUGUAACACCCCUUUCGAGCUCAAACAGGCCGUUGCACAUAUUAGGAGAUAAUGUAACAGAUAAAUAUGUGUGUGACUGUGAACAACUGGUGAAUAUAUAAGAGGGACAUUAGAUGACAAGCCUGAGCACUUAAGUGAGCACUUCCCAACUUCAGAUGGCGUGCAAACAUUUUAUAAGGCAUCCUUCACCGAAUCAUAGAUCAACACUCCUACCAGUGCAGCCCAGGAUGCCGUUAGUCUUCUUUGCAAUAAGGGCACACUGCUGGCUCCUGUUCAGCUUCUUGUCCCGUCCCCCCAGGUCCUUUUCUGCAGAGCCGUUGCC